CCGCCGCUUUCAUCGUGUGAGUCAACGCGAAGUAGCCUCACACUGUAAGGAAACUGGGAAACAUUGGACCUCUCGCUUGUUGGACGACGACGAGGAGGAGGAGGAGGUGUCUUGUCUGCCCGCGUGCACUCUCUCUCCCCCCUCUCUCUGCUUCACACUCCCUCUCUCAAUCAACUAGGCUCCUGCCAGCAGAGCCAAGAGUUGCCGUUCCGCGCGCCGAUGCCAAAACGCACAGGAGGAGUCAGUGCCAAAGGGUCAUUUUAGCGCACCACUGCUGAAAUGGAAGGACUGUAGGGAAUCCUAGAAUAAACAGCAGCCAUUUGACCCCAGAUGAUAUAAUCAUAUCAUUAAAAACUCGAGAAAAAAGGGAAGAAGGGGGAAAGGAGCCAAAUAAGAACCCAUCACCCAGUGGAGUGCUCCGUACUUCAUCUGUCACCACGCUCGCUGCAGAAGUGUCCAGGAUUUGUAUCUGCAAAAGGUCAUUGCAAAAACAUACCUGAAACACAUUGGCCGCUAUAGUAGCCAACUGCUUCCAUUACAAACUUCUACUUCUUUGGCUUCCUUAAAUCCAGGUGUUGCUUCCUCCCGAAGACGCUGCAGGACAUUUUUUUCUUUUUGGACAAACUCGUCUUCCAUCCUUAUUGCGCUCCUCCACGUUAAAGUUGCAGCAGAAGAAGAAGAAGAAGAAGAAGAAGAAGAAGAAGAAGAAGAAGAAGAAGAAGAAGAAGAAGAGUGGAGGGAUUAGGAGAGGGGGAAAGUUGUUCACCUGCAAGCCAGAGGGAACCGACACCACGGUCCAAGCCGAAUCCAAGUGCCGUUCACCGGGCGAUGCCAGAGUAAAUGCCGGGGCAAUGUCCCGCCGCAAGCAGGUGAACCCGCAGCACUUAUCGUUGACGCACAGGGAGACAGUACGAGCAGUAGAGGCCAAUCAUGACUCAGGGGCGGGAUCUCCUUCUCCGCAGCCGUCCACCCCCAGCCCUCGGAGGGUGGGCCCCGGGGAGCAUGACAUGCUGACCUGCGGCCAGUGCCAGACCAACUUCCCAUUGGGCGAUAUCCUGGUUUUCAUCGAGCACAAGCGCCGCCUGUGCCGAGGGCUCCGAGGGGGACCGGGGUCCUUCUCCAAGCCUGGGGAGACUGGCAGGGACAGGGGCAUCUCCAUCUCUCCCAGGUCGCUGGAGCUGAGCGGAAGGGCCAUUCCGGUGGAAGUGGGCAUCCAGGUGACCCCCAGCAGGGAUGAGGAUCUGGAGAGGAGGCUGACAGCGGCUAGGGGGAUCUGCCCCAGCCACAGAAGAGUGGCCUUCAGGAGGGAUUAA
This is a messenger RNA of Notothenia coriiceps (black rockcod), 1313 nucleotides long. RefSeq names its product B-cell lymphoma/leukemia 11A-like. The record is from RefSeq and is a predicted model, not a curated record. Gene Ontology annotation, biological process: positive regulation of transcription by RNA polymerase II. Lineage: Eukaryota; Metazoa; Chordata; Actinopteri; Perciformes; Nototheniidae. Gene Ontology annotation, molecular function: DNA-binding transcription factor activity; RNA polymerase II cis-regulatory region sequence-specific DNA binding. The transcript is spliced from 3 exons. The coding region runs from base 852 to 1313 and encodes 153 amino acids. Gene Ontology annotation, cellular component: nucleus.